UUUCUACUCUUGCAACACAGUGCGCGUUUGCAUCAUGUUCCAUUCAUUCAAGCCUAUAUUAUGAUCCCGAUGUGAUCAAUAAAUAACUCCAAGACGGUAUUCUACGUUGCAUCACCAAAAUAUCAUCAAGAUCUUAUCAGCUCCACCCUCAACCUUGUUUGUUCACCAAAAAAUCAUUAUCUUAAUUGACUGACGCGGGCCAAUUAUUGAAUGAAAACAAGAUAGGAAUCUACAAUAUGCUAUUUGGAAAUGCGAAAGGUGACCUGUGAAGGUAAAACUAGAAUAGAGGAUUUAUAGACACACUGAUCAGAUUGAAGAACUCCUAAAUAAAAAAAAUCGAAGGUAGAGAAAACAGUAACAUGGUUAUCCUAAAAUAAAAUAUUACUCAUGCUGGGAAGAGGUUCACAACUUUCGAAUGAUCAAUAUACUUAGAAGUAACAGAAGAUAAUGUUACCAGUCGGUGGAAAAAAAGGAAAUCUCAAUUCUCAAUUGAAUGAUCAAAUUGCUAAUGAAGAACCUCUCAGAAGAUCAUCGAGAAUUAAGAAGAGAAUUUUGGCGCAAAAUAUCGAGAAAUCCAUAAAUGAUAUUUCAAAAAAUACCAAAGAGCAAUUGGGCAAUGCCGAAGAACUACAAAAAAAACUAAUUAAUCCGCCAAAACUGGAAUUUCCAGAAUUUAAAGGAAUAAAUGGUAGUAUAGAUGAUAGAGGAAUCUCUAAGAAGAGCAACACUACAAACAAAAAAUGUUUAGGGAAAGUAAAAAACCGGAAAAAUGACGAAAAAGAACUGAGACAGGAAUUCCAUUCUAGCAACAGUCAACAAAACCAUGAUGUGAACAAUUCAAAACACAUUGAUCAAUCCCCAUCAAUUAAUGUUGAUCAACCAACUGCCGAGGUGACCGCUGACUCAACUGAACAAAAAAAUAUAAAGAAAGGAUUCGAAAAGCUAAACGUAUUGAAUGAACGACAACCUUCUGAUAAAAAUCUUCGAAGCAAAAAGGACAAAGUAAAUUCACAAAAAAAUCAAUGCAUCCCAACAAAAACCCGUAACAAACGCACGAAUAUGACAAAAACUGAUAAAAAAGAACAAGAAGGUCAAUCAGGAAUGGAAAUUGUAGAAAAAUGUGUUGUCUUGCCUUCAACCAAGAAACCUUCUACUAAUGGUUUGGGAUAUAAUAAUGAAGAUAAAAAUGGAAAGCAAACUAUUCCAAAAUCUAACUUUGAUAAUACGGGUAACGCUCAUAACCAACAGAAGGCAGAAAUUUCCAAACUUGAAUCAUUUUUUGAACAACUUUUACAAAAUAAAAAGAAGAAAGAAUCUAUCAAGAAAAGUGAAAAACCAAAAUCUUUGGAAAAUAAAAGAAUAAGAAAUGGCAACACUACUUUAGGGAGUAUUGCGACAAAUCAUGAAGCUUCUGAAGUGGAGAAUGAAAAACAAACGUCAUCUUCUCUUUGUGAAUAUAAUACUACUACUACCACUCUCAAGGAAAAAUCUUCAUCGGAUAAUCUUGAAACCGUGAGAGAUGAAUUCGGAGUGUUGGAAAAACUGCCAAUUUUGGAUGAACAGCUUCAGAACAGGAAAAACGAACUUAAUUCACAGCAAAAAACUGAACAAUAUACAAUAAAUCUUAGGGAUAUACAUUUACUCAGAGAUAGUCCAGAAGCUGAAAAUUCCUUCGGAACAAAAAUUGCAGAAAAAGUUGUGAAUAUCGAUUCUCAAUUGGUUUCAAGUUCAAGGAUGAAGGAACGUAGAUAUGACAAUGAAAUCGUCAUCUCCCCGAUGCCUCCAAAAAUAAGUAAUCAGUAUUCUCGUAUGGAUGAUAAAAUUGAAGAAUUCUCCGAUCCAAGUACCUAUGAAUUCCGAAAGGUUGACCUUCUUCGGUCGUCUAUUGAGACCUAUAGCUUUCCAGUAACGUGCACUAUUUGUUAUGAGAAAUUCUUCUUCAAAAAACAUGUGGAAAACCAUUUACGAAUCCAUAAUAUUUUAUCAUGUUGUUGUCCCUUAUGUGUGAAAGAAAUGGAUAAUUUCCAAAGAAUGAAAUGGUGAAAUGAAUGGCAAAUAUUCUUAUAAUAAUUUUAUUCAGUUUUAUGCUGUCCAACGAUUCAUAAAAUACUACAAUAUUAGGGAAUAAUUCCAAUUUUAAUAUACUUGUAUUGUAUAAGCACUGCUCUCAUAUAAAAUGUAAUUUUAAUUCGGAUAUUCUCAACUUUAGACGUUGAAAGGAAACA
This is a messenger RNA of Harmonia axyridis, 2225 nucleotides long. Its product is annotated as subtilisin-like protease 2. NCBI's taxonomy places the organism in Eukaryota, Metazoa, Arthropoda, Insecta, Coleoptera, Coccinellidae. Bases 448 to 2043 code for a protein of 531 amino acids. The record is from RefSeq and is a predicted model, not a curated record. The transcript has 2 exons.